Sphenostylis stenocarpa is the source of this 498-nucleotide messenger RNA. The record is from the annotation of a GenBank genome assembly. NCBI's taxonomy places the organism in Eukaryota, Viridiplantae, Streptophyta, Magnoliopsida, Fabales, Fabaceae.
AUGAAGCUUGUCGUUUUGGCUAGAUUGGAAUCGACACCUGAUGCAUUGUUCCAAUCAGAUGCUGUAAAAUAUGCAUUCAUUGGGUUGAUGCGGGACCUUCGAGGAACAGCAAUGGCUACUAAUAGGUUGGUAACAACUCCAUUAUUGAAAUUCAUGGCUGAACUAGUACUGAAUAAGACCCAGCGAUUGAAUUUUGAAUAUUCUUCGCCAAAUGGGAUACUUCUUUUCCGAGAAGUUAGUAAAUUGAUUGUUGCUUAUGGAUCAAGAAUUUUAACUCUUCCUAACAAAGCGGACAUGUACACGUCCAAAUACAAGGGGAUAUCAAUUUGUUUGCUAAUUCUUACUCGAGUGGAAGGGACUGCUCUGUUGGGAGCAUUCAAGUUAUUGAGAGCGCUUGUUGAUGCUCUUGAUAUCACUGUUAAGAUGAUAUUAUCAAUUCCUUUGGCCGAUAUAUUUGCAUUUCGGAAGGUGCAACUCUACAUUUACUCUCACUCAUGA